Phytophthora infestans T30-4 is the source of this 2102-nucleotide messenger RNA. RefSeq lists its product as uncharacterized. The transcript has a single exon. Gene Ontology annotation, cellular component: cilium. The record is from RefSeq and is a predicted model, not a curated record. Lineage: Eukaryota; Oomycota; Peronosporomycetes; Peronosporales; Peronosporaceae. Gene Ontology annotation, molecular function: tubulin-glutamic acid ligase activity; tubulin binding. Gene Ontology annotation, biological process: protein polyglutamylation; microtubule cytoskeleton organization. The coding region runs from base 39 to 2033 and encodes 664 amino acids.
CAGAGACAAAAGGCGGCACGAACACUGGAAGAUUUCCGAUGACGAGUCUCCCGCUGCCUCCGAGUCUGUUGCUUCUGCUUGCGCUAGCCGCGUCUAUCAACGUCUGCGCAGAAGCGAGCACCCGCACCCAAGCGCGAUUCUACUUGCCAGAGGCUACGCAGGAACAGAAGCUGAAACCAGUGCUGCAGCGGUUGGAGGCGCUCGGUAUCUCGCAGUUUCGAGCCGCUGACGCCCAGGCCUCUUGGGGAAGGCUACUGUCCGACAGCUCAGAGUUUGACCUCGUCUGGAGUACGGCAGCUGCGCCGCCAUUCCUGCAACUGGAAUUUCCGCAUCAAUUCGACGCCAAGGUGAACCAUCUACCGGGUGCGGAGAAGAUCACUUCGCCCGACGCGCUUGGCCAACACUUGGCAGCGCAGCAGAAAGAGCACGCGAAGUUCUUCUUUGAUUUUGUACCGCUACACUUCGAGCUGCCGCGCGAUCAGACCCAGCUGACCAGCGCAUACACGGCAGCGCGAAAGAAAUCCGAUUUCUCGCCCAAACGCGGGCGCGAUUCGCACGUACACCGGCGCUUUUUGCUGCGUGAGCGCGCUCCUAACGGCGAUGACGACUCGAUCACACGCGCUGAAGUUUUUGUUACGGAUGAAGAUUUGCAGUUCAAGCUGCAGUCGAGUACAUUCAAGGGGAAGACAGUGGUGGUGGAUCAGUACGUCGAGCCACUGCUGCUGGACAACCACAAGUUUCGUGUUGGUUUCUACGUGGCCGUGACGUCGACAGAUCCGCUUCGUGUUUACGUGUAUGACCACCCACUGAUCCAAAUUGCCAAGGGCGAGUAUCCGAGCAAGUUGAAGGUUGAGUCGGACCCAGCCGCCUACAACUUUGACCAGUACAUCGCUCCAUGGGAUUUUUUCGAUAUACAGGCAGAUUUCCAUGAGCUUCCGUCGGCUACUCGGGAAGGAACGAAUGCUUGGCAUGUUCUAAAGAAAUAUUUACGGAGACAGGGAGUCGACACGAAGCAUUUGCAGGAUGAUAUGGAAGCUGCGAUCGCCAAGGUUGUGCUCAGCAACCGUGGCAACUUACAAGGCGAGCAAGCCAAGAUGAAGCGCUCAGCCGCACCUGAAGUUGAGUCUACUCCGACUGAUCUCAGUGAUAGCUUCUUCGACCUGUGGAGGUUCGACUUUGAGUUCGACGAUAUGGCCAAGCCGUGGCUUGUUCGUGUGGUUUCUAAUCCGUCGAUGGAAGGCACGCAGUCCGUACUCGCUACGGACGAGGCUAUCAAGAAUCGUUUGUUGCACGACCUACUUAAUCUAGUGGGUGUUCAUCCUCAGGCCCGCCUUCCGUUCGAGAAGUUCUAUCGCCCGGCGGCUGAUACUAGCUUUUGCUCCGACAAGUGCCGUGACAAGAAUCGUGCUUGGGACACUUCGUGCUGGUCUUGCCCUGGGUGGUUUGCCCCCAAUGUUGCACGCAAACUUUUCACAGCAACAACCGAGUACGCUCGACGAGGGGGUUUCAAUCUCAUCUUCCCGUCGUUGGAACAAGAACUGUCCAAGUUUAUGGAUACUGAGCUUACCGAGUUUGACAUCGCGUUCGAUCGGUAUCUGAAGUCUCUUUCCAGCGGGUACUCGAAUCUGGAGGACUUUCCGGCGUCUGAUCGUGCUGUCGUGUGCGUGUACCGUGAGCACUGCAGUAACCAUGGCGAUUGUGUAAACGGUAUGUGCUUGUGCGACAGCAACUACGAAGGUCGAACUUGCUACAUUCCAAAAGACUUUGACCAAGCAGAACACGUUCAGCACGAGACUGGAGAUACAGGAGGGCAGGAUGCCGAGACGUGGAAGGAGAAAGUUGAGAACCUUGUUUGGAACCGUGGAGACGCACCUGAAGGUCCCAAACGGCCAAUGAUUGGGGUUGCAGACACCUCAGUGUCUGGCAUGGUGUUCCUGCUGGUUCUGCUGUGUGUUCUUCUGUUCGUGAUAUAUCGGGUUUUCAUUGCGCAAGAGUCUGGCACCGACCUUCCUCACGACGGGAAGGCCAUGUAGCUCACUUCACGCUAUGUAGCCAUGUUUCAUUCUAACAAUUAUCCGAUAGAUCACACCUUUGCAUUGUUA